AUGGUGUGCAGCAAGUGUCUGAAGCUCACCAAGAGCACCAAGCUUGCGACUCCAGAGGUCAAGAAGAAGAGCGAAAUGUACUACGGCUCGCCAGCCAGCGCAAAGGCAGGCAGCUCCAAAUCAGCAACUCUGGGCAACACCGGAGUGUCAAAGAGCAAGCUGCUGUCAAAAGCAGCAAAGAAUCCAUACGCACAGUACUCCAGUGGGAAUAGUUCGUGCUCAAAGUGCAAAACCAAAAUCACUCAAGGCCAUUCCUAUUGCCAGAAGUGUGCCUACCAGACGGACUCAUGUCCCAUGUGUGGAAAGCCAAACAAAAAGUCCACCUCCAAGGCACCGACUGUUGAUGCUUACAAAAACACUCUGAAGUGA
This is a messenger RNA of Trichoderma reesei QM6a, 369 nucleotides long. RefSeq lists its product as hypothetical. Gene Ontology annotation, molecular function: microtubule binding. NCBI's taxonomy places the organism in Eukaryota, Fungi, Ascomycota, Sordariomycetes, Hypocreales, Hypocreaceae. The record is from RefSeq and is a predicted model, not a curated record. The transcript has 4 exons. Gene Ontology annotation, biological process: cytoplasmic microtubule organization. The coding region runs from base 1 to 369 and encodes 122 amino acids.